AUGGAGCGAACACGGGUCGCCAAGGUUGACCAUGUGGCCUUGGCUCGCCGUGGUGAACAGGUCGACGGCGCCCUCCACUUAACCCCUCAUCAUCUGAUAUUUUCACAUUCUCCUCCUCUUUCGACCGAAGGUCAGGCCAAAGGGACAACAGUCAAGCCAAAAGAACUUUGGAUAACAUACCCAAUCAUUGCUUAUUGCACCUUGCGACCAGCGCCCGCAGCGUCGCGCCAACUCUCCUCCAUCCGUAUCCGAUGCCGUGACUUCACCUUCGUCUGCUUCUAUUUCACCAAUGAGCAAAAGGCACGUGAGGUGUUUGAUAGUAUCAAACACUGGACAUGCAAAUCAGGCCGUCUAGAUAAGCUAUAUGCUUUCUCAUACCAACCACCGCCUCCCGAGAAGGAAUUCAAUGGCUGGGACCUUUAUGACGCGCGAAAGGAAUGGAUGCGUCAAGGCGCCCUAAAAGAGAACUCCGGAUGGAGACUUUCAGAGAUAAACGUUGAUUAUUCUUUCUCCAACACCUACCCCGCACUCAUUCCAGUACCCUCUACUAUCUCCGAUAAUACCAUCAACUACGCGGGCCCGUACCGUUCCCGAGCACGAAUCCCUGCUCUGGCAUAUUUCCACCCUGUGAACAACUGUUCCAUCACACGAAGCUCACAGCCAAUGAUGGGUUUCCAGCGGAAGCGCAGUAUUCAAGACGAGAAGCUAGUGGCCUCUAUCUUCUCGACUUCUCGAUCAGAACGACCUCUGGCCAGCUUUCUGCAGACUCCUUUAGAGAGGGAACCAUCACAAUCCAGCCAUGAGAGCUCUCAGUCUAGUCAAUCCGAUCCCGAUAUGUCAAAUGCAGAGGAGAUCGACGCGGAUACUUUAGCUGCUGCCCGUCAAGGGUCUGCGGAACAGCAGGGCUUGGUCUAUGGCGCACAGCAGCGAAAUCUCAUUGUUGAUGCUCGGCCAACUGUCAAUGCCCUUGCCAUGCAAGCAGUCGGUCGAGGCUCUGAAAACAUGGAAAACUACAAAUUCGCCAGCAAGGCGUACCUUGGCAUCGAGAAUAUCCAUGUCAUGCGUGAAUCCUUGAACAAAGUAGUGGAUGCCUUGAAGGAAACAGAUGUUACCCCACUUGGCCCCAAUCGUGAUCAGCUAGCUCGCAGUGGCUGGUUGAAACAUAUUGCGGGUAUUUUGGAUGGUGCUGGUCUGAUUGCCCGUCAGGUCGGACUUCAACAUUCGCAUGUUUUGAUCCACUGCUCUGAUGGCUGGGAUCGAACAAGUCAGUUAAGUGCUUUGAGUCAGAUCUGCUUAGACCCAUACUUCCGCACUCUGGAAGGCUUCAUGGUCCUGGUCGAGAAGGAUUGGAUGGCAUAUGGUCAUAUGUUCAGACAACGAUCGGGUCAUUUGAACAGUGAAAAAUGGUUUCAGAUUGAAAAUGAGAGAGUUGGUGGUAGCGGUGACACCAACGGCGGAUUUGAAGCUAGCGGCGCAAGUCGGGCCAUUGAGAAUGCAUUCCUGAGUGCCAAGGGCUUCUUCGCCCGAGACAACAAGAGUCGCGACUCACUAGGUGACACGGAGGGUGAAUCGCAGAUUGAUUCUGACAGCGCAACGAACAAACAGAGCUCCUCUUCACGACCUAUGGCAACUGAAAAGGAAAUCACCAAAGUCAAUGAAGUGAGCCCUGUUUUCCAUCAAUUCCUCGAUGCGACCUAUCAAUUGCUGCGUCAACACCCAACACGCUUUGAAUACAAUGAACGUUUUCUGCGUCGCCUCUUGUACCACCUCUACUCUUGCCAGUUUGGAACGUUCCUUUUUAACAACGAGAAAGAACGCCUCGACAUGAAAGCACGAGAGCGGACUCGCAGUGUAUGGGACUAUUUUCUGGCUCGCCGAGAGCAGUUCACCAACCCAGAAUACGACCCCGAGGUUGAUGAUCACCAGCGUGGAAAAGAACGCCUGAUCUUUCCUGCUGCGAAUGAUACUCGCUGGUGGAGCGAAUCUUUUGGUCGCACCGAUGCUGAGAUGAACGGACCUCGACGCUCUGACACAUCAGCUUUGGGCAGCAACGACAGUCCUGACCUCAGUCGCACCCCGGUCCUGACUGGUAUUGAUACUGUGCAAGAGCAAGUUAGCACCGGAUCUUCCAGCGCUAGUGUUUCUCAUGCUGCAGCUUCUGGACUUGCAGCUGUCACUGCUGGCAUAUCCAGUCUUUCCGUCCUCCAGAAUCCAACUGAGGUUAAAAGCGAUGAGAACCAGAAAGACAUGGCGGUCGAAAUGAAGUAG
This is a messenger RNA of Penicillium malachiteum, 2268 nucleotides long. RefSeq names its product phosphatidylinositol-3-phosphatase YMR1. Bases 1 to 2268 code for a protein of 755 amino acids. The record is from RefSeq and is a predicted model, not a curated record. Lineage: Eukaryota; Fungi; Ascomycota; Eurotiomycetes; Eurotiales; Aspergillaceae. Gene Ontology annotation, molecular function: phosphatase activity. Gene Ontology annotation, biological process: dephosphorylation. The transcript is spliced from 3 exons.